This is a messenger RNA of Myripristis murdjan (pinecone soldierfish), 1883 nucleotides long. RefSeq names its product alkB homolog 2, alpha-ketoglutarate dependent dioxygenase (gene alkbh2). The record is from RefSeq and is a predicted model, not a curated record. Gene Ontology annotation, biological process: DNA alkylation repair. The transcript is spliced from 4 exons. Bases 285 to 1076 code for a protein of 263 amino acids. NCBI's taxonomy places the organism in Eukaryota, Metazoa, Chordata, Actinopteri, Holocentriformes, Holocentridae. Gene Ontology annotation, molecular function: ferrous iron binding; broad specificity oxidative DNA demethylase activity; cytosine C-5 DNA demethylase activity.
UCUUUGUAUAUUGAGCGAAACACAAAGCUGGUGAGGCGGCUGCAGCUGGUCGUGGAAGCAGUUUUAGAGACGGCCUACAGCGCAACACAAACAUUCUCGCACCGCAACGCGUGGUUUUCUGUGUUGUUUAGUGAGCAACAAACAACAACAGUGCCGCUUGUGAACACAGCCUGGAUGACGACGUGCACCGUGUGAAGUCCAACCUAUCGCGGGAUGUUGCGAGCACAAGAAAUACAUCAAAGAGGAGAUGAAAUGCCGCAACAUUAAAAUAUUGGGUUGCAGAGAUGGAGAGGUUUGUAACGCGGGGACAGAAGCGUCCUGGCAGUGAUGGGGCCACCGAUGAAGCCCCAAGAGGAAGUGAAAAGAAGAGGAUCAAAGUGGAGAUAUGUGAUGAUGAGGGGGUGAAGGAGGAAGAUGAAGAUGCAGCCUUUGAAGAGUUCUCUCAUCCUAUUCCCUGGCAAAAAAUUGAAGCAGAUGGACUGGACUGUGACUACGCCCUGCUCUUCUCCAAGGAAGAGGCAGACCAUCUUUUUAAACAGCUGGAGGAGGAGGUGGUAUACAUGAAAGGGGAGGAAGCAAAGGUCCAGGUAUUUGGAAAGGUGUACAGCAUACCCAGAAAGCAGGCAACAUAUGGAGAUGAAGGACUAACCUACACUUACUCUGGGGUGAAACAUUCAGCCUGCCCAUGGACUCCAACCCUGGAAUAUAUUCGGGAUGCAGUUACAAAAACAACAGGGCAGACGUUCAACUUUGUCUUGGUUAACAGGUACAAAGACGGGCAGGAUCAUAUGGGCGAACAUCGGGAUGAUGAGAGGGAGCUGGAUCCACUUUGCCCCAUUGCCUCUGUCUCCCUGGGGGCAGCGCGGGACUUCAUCUUCCGACACAGAGACGCCCGGGGCAAACAGAGCCAUCGCCACAUUGAACCGGUGAAGCUGGAGUUGGCCCAUGGAAGCAUGCUCCUCAUGAACCCGCCGACCAACACGUUCUGGUACCACAGCCUGCCUGCUCGCAAGAAGGUUCUCCUGCCUCGCAUCAACCUCACCUUCAGACGCAUACUACUGGACAGCAAGAAGUAAGAGCCAAACAGGACAAGCAGCCCACAGUGUGACGAUGACGGGCUGACAGCGCUCUGACAGGGACCGCAAGUCUCCCAACUGUUUCUCUCCUCCUUUGACACUGAGCAGUGGUGCACUUACCUGUUUAUGGCUUGUUUAUCUCCAUGCCUCCCUCGAGUGAGGACAGUAUGCAAGGACAGGCAUGGGGGAAAAAUCCCUGGUGUUGCAAGGAUCCAGUGCCUUGCUCAGGAACACUUCAGCAGGGUGGACAUUUGCAAACACAGCAGCUUAAUGCCAGUUUCUCCAACUGCUGCACCAGUGUCAACACUCCCCGUAGAUCACCAAACACCUGCACCACACUGCUAGGGAUGUAAUGGUUCAGUAAACCCACAGUUCAGUUUGCACUGCGGUUUUAGUCACAAUUUCGAUUUGUUUUGCACAUCAGAAAGAAAAACACUACCAUUUCCAAUGUUCUCAGUAUUUUGUCUUACCAAAUAACUUAGCCUCUGUAUUUAAUUCACACAUUCUGAAUAUGAAAUCAAAAAAUAUUAUUUCAAAGACAAAGUUUACUUAGACUUUUUAAAGCAGGUAUAAAUACUUUCAGUAUAUUCAUGAAGUCAUCAGCAAAGUAAGUGGUUAGAUGGCUCGAAUACAGUGGAUGUGUUUGUAACCCUGCACUUUGGAGGGUGAAUUGUCUAUUGAACGGUUGAUUUUUCACAGUUCAUUUUUACAUUUUUUUCCAUUCCCUGAUUUUGCAAUGUAUUCAUGGCUUGAAAUGCAAUCCCUGGAAUUUUGAAUACAAAGUGUAAAUAAAAACUGAGGAACUGA